AUGUUAACAAUAAAUAAAUUAUUAUAUAAAAAAACGAUAAAAAAAAAUAAAAAUUAUAAAAAAAAUAAUUUUUUAUUAAAUAAAUGUCCUCAAAAAAAAGGUAUUGUAUUAAAAAUAUUAAUUAAAACUCCAAAAAAACCUAAUUCAGCUUUAAGAAAAGUAGCUAAAAUAAAAUUAUCAAAUAAUAAAGAAUUAUUAGCAUAUAUACCAGGUGAAGGUAAAUCUAUUCAAGAACAUAAUUUUGUAUUAAUAAAAGGAGGUAGAGUAAAAGAUUUACCUGGUAUAAAAUAUAAAAUAAUUAGAGGAUCUUUAGAUUCUAUAGGAGUAGUAAAUAGAAAAACAUCUAGAUCUAAAUAUGGAGUAAAAAAAAAAUAA
Messenger RNA from Plasmodium gonderi, 375 nucleotides. The record is from the annotation of a RefSeq genome assembly. Lineage: Eukaryota; Apicomplexa; Aconoidasida; Haemosporida; Plasmodiidae.